This is a messenger RNA of Ictalurus furcatus (blue catfish), 3442 nucleotides long. It is a transcript of the gene c20h5orf22, whose product is annotated as chromosome 20 C5orf22 homolog. The record is from RefSeq and is a predicted model, not a curated record. The coding region runs from base 219 to 1505 and encodes 428 amino acids. The transcript has 9 exons. NCBI's taxonomy places the organism in Eukaryota, Metazoa, Chordata, Actinopteri, Siluriformes, Ictaluridae.
GAAUGUCAUUAAGGAACAGAAAAAAGUCACAGAAGCGGAACUUUCAUCCCUCAUGAAUACAGAGACAAGCUAUUUCUCCGCUGAGCUCUGUUCCCAGCCGGUGCUAAAACAGCGUUGCACCGUGUUCCACUAAUAGUGUUCCUCUUUUUACUAUUAUUAGCAACUAGCUAGCAUAAUCACUACAACAUCUCUGGGGAUUUAUUUUAGAAAUUAGCUCAAUGAAAACACCGCCGGGGAAACGCAGUUACUCUAAACUUCCUGUGUGGAUUGUAGAAGAUCACCAUGAGGUUGUGCAACACAUCUACCGUGCCAUCGGCUCUCGGCACAUCCCGAUGAAGGACGUUAAGAUGGUUCACUUGGACUCGCACCCUGACCUGCUCAUCCCCGUCAGCAUGGCUGCACACACCGUGUUUGAUAAAGAGGCGCUGUUCAGUGAGCUGAGCAUCGAGAACUGGAUCAUGCCGAUGGUGUACGCCGGACACGUGUCCCACGUCGCCUGGCUUCAUCCGUACUGGGCUCAGCAGAUCCGAGAGGGCGAGCACAAGAUGUGUGUGGGCAGGGAUACGUCUACAAACACCAUCAGAGUCACGAGCACAGACGAUUACUUCCUGAGCGACGCUCUUUACGUUCCCGCCGAGCAGCUGGAAGACGGGAAGCCCUUCCGUCUGAGCGUCAUCCGUGUGGAUCCAGCGCACACGUCUGAGAAGAGCCAGGGUGACCCUCAGCAGAACGCUGCGAAAAAAUCCAAACCGGACCCUCAGCCAGGCAGCAGCGGGUCGUGCGGUGGCGUAUCUCAGCCAUCAGAUGGCAGCAGCGGCACACCGGAGACGCCGAGUGCGGAGGAAGCACGGGCUUCAGCCGUAGCCAGCCUACUGAGUGUGCUCGAGCGGGACGAUCCCUACAUCCUCGAUAUCGACCUGGAUUUCUUCUCCUGUAAGAAUCCCUUCAAGGAAAUGUACACACAGGAAGAGUUGGCCAUGCUGCAGGAGCUGUACGGUUUCGAGAGGCCGCGCGAGGAUGCGGACGAGGAGACGCUGUGUGAGUGUGUGGAGAGACGAACACGGCAGCUUGAGGACCUGGAGGCGACGUUUGCUGACCUGCUGGAGGACGACAGCGAGCUCACCGUGGAACGCUUAGCGGAUAAGCCUGGGAUGAAAUCUUUGGUGAAACUCGUCUGCAGCUUGAAGAGUCGUAACGAAUCCCCAGACUAUGAAAUGACCCACCAGGCCGGUCUGACCUGUGAUUACUCGGAGCUUCCUCACCACGUCAGCAGUACAGCGGAGAUCCAGCAGCUGAUGCUCGCGGUGCGCUCGGUCCUGCAGCCUCUACCCAAACCCACCCUCGUCACCGUGUCCAGGUCGAGUUUGGAUGAAUAUUGUCCUCCCGAUCAGGUCGACUCCAUUCAGAGCAGCGUGCUGAAGGUUCUAGAAACUCUUUUCGGUUCUUUAGAUGUCCAUAAGGAGUACGAAGAAGCUUCUGGAGAAAGCGCAUCGCGGUCCUCGUGAUGAAAAUCAGCUUUAGUGCAGCUUUGUAAUGCACUCUGAGUGAACCAGCAUGAGCACUUGUUUGUAUGUAUGUAUGUAUGUGUGUGUGUGUGUGUGUGUGUGUGUGUGUGUGUGAGAGAGUGAGAGAGCGAGAGCAUGUUGAGUGUUUUUAAAUUGAAGCUCCUGGAAUCUAUUUCUGCUUGCUGAAUUUAACAUCAGUGAAGGAUGCAAGCGGUGAAGUCCGUGUGUCUCACACACACACACACACGCUCACACACACACACCUCUCAGAAAACGGAUUUGUUCUGCAUGUGCAUCACACUGAUUUCCUGUGAAGUCCCAGAGAAAAAUCUCUUCUUCCUGAAGUUUAAAUAUUGUAUUAAAGAGUCGUAUUUUGUGUAAAUAUGUAAUAGUGUAACCUUAUUUUCUGAACAGCGGUACACGUCCUUCACUUCCUGGAUCUCAGACCAGUCUGAGGUGAUGGAGACCACGCCCACUUUACUGUUACUGUUAAGUAGUGAGGCAACGCCCUUCUCUUCCUUCACUGGAACUGCCUACAUAAGUAGAGAGGCCACACCUCCUUCAGUGGAGAAUGAGAAACGGAGGCCCUGUCCUGCUCCUCCUUUACUCUAACUGACAGAGGCCACACCCUUCUUCUUUAGUGGGACUGACAGGUCCAGAGGCCAGGCCUCCAUCACUUACAGAAAUACAGGCCAUGCCUCCCUCACUGGAGGCUGAAACCCAAAGGCCACGCCCUCUUCAUUCUUCAGUGGGGGCUAAAACAAUCAGGCCACACCAUCUUCUUUCACUAGAGACUGAAAACCAUAGGCCACGCCCUCCUUCUACACUGUAAACUAAAACACAGAGGCCACACUCUCCUCUUUCUUCACUGGGGGCUAAAACAAACAGGCCACGCUCCUUCCUCACUGUAAACUGAAAUACACAGCCACGCCCUCCUCCUGCUUCACUGGAGACUGAAACACAGAGGCCACGCCCUCCUCCUUCUUCACUGGAGACUGAAACACAGAGGCCACGCCCUCCUCCUUCCUCACUGUAAACUGAAACACAGAGGCCACGCCCUCCUCCUUCUUCACUGGAGACUGAAACACAGAGGCCACGCCCUCCUCCUUCUUCAAAGUAAACUGAAACACAGAGGCCACGCCCUCCUCCUUCUUCAAAGUAAACUGAAACACAGGCCAUGCCCUCCUCCUUCUUCACUGGAGACUGAAACACAGAGGCCACGCCCUCCUCCUUCUUCACUGGAGACUGAAACACAGAGGCCACGCCCUCCUCCUUCUUCAAAGUAAACUGAAACACAGAGGCCAUGCCCUCCUCCUUCUUCACUGGAGACUGAAACACAGAGGCCACGCCCUCCUCCUUCCUCACUGGAGACUGAAACACAGAGGCCACGCCCUCCUCCUUCCUCACUGUAAACUGAAACACAGAGGCCACGCCCUCCUCCUUCCUCACUGGAGACUGAAACACAGAGGCCACGCCCUCCUCCUUCCUCACUGGAGACUGAAACACAGAGGCCACGCCCUCCUCCUUCCUCACUGUAAACUGAAACACAGAGGCCACGCCCUGCUCCUGUCUUUAAGCUUUAAUUUUCAGUUUUACUCUUCUGCAAGUCUCUGUCGUGUAAACAUGCCACAGCUAUGGAGUACAAUUUGAAUACCAUUAGCUAACACUGUGUUUUAAAUAUCUCUUUCUCUCAGUACUCACACGUAACAUCACACUUUCUUUUUUGUGGUUAAUCACCUGCGGUGUGCUCAAUUCCUCAGACUGCACACUCAGUUUAGCGUGUUUAUUUGGGAUGUUAUUAUUUGGGUGUUUAUUUGGGACGAUGUUUGUGUGGCUCUUCUUCUCCACACGUCGACGCGUUUUCCAAAAAAAACAUCUGCUGUGCUUUCGAUUGGCGUCGCGUGAGCCUACAGUAAAUGUUCUCCGUGUGACAAAAA